Closterium sp. NIES-65 is the source of this 9867-nucleotide messenger RNA. Lineage: Eukaryota; Viridiplantae; Streptophyta; Zygnematophyceae; Desmidiales; Closteriaceae. The record is from the annotation of a GenBank genome assembly.
AUGCGUAACGCUGCGGUAAAUUGUACAGUGAACGAUGAGAAUUCGUUACAGGACGGAAGAAGCGGAGCUGAGAAAGCCGCGGACCAUGCUGACGUGGACAUGACCCGUGUAGACGUGGAAGCUGUGAAAGCCCAGGUGAUCUGUUGCCAUGCCAUGCCUUCUAGUUCCUUCCACCACUUCCCACCCGACAAAACACCUGAACGGGAGCAAAAGUCAACCCAGCAAAGUUCAAGUUCAGCAGGGACUAAAGAAGGGAAAACGGUGGACACAGGAGGAGGAGAAGGAGGACGGGAGAAUGGAAGAGAGGAAGCGGAAAGGGGGCAGGGAGGCAAGGGGGGUGCAGGGGAGGCAGUGCCAGGCAUGGUGGUGGUGGUGAUGCAAGUGUUAGUGGAUGUGUACGUGCACAAGGACCUCUGGUACCUGCCUGCUAGAUGGAAGGGAGGGGCUGCCACUGCCGCUGUUCUCUCCCACCUCCGCUCUGAUUGGCCCAUGCAUCCGUGUCACCAGCCUUGUAGCACGCAGCGUGUUACGUGUGCGUCUAGUCUGCCUGCCUGUGAUGUGCAUGGUUGCACCCUCCAUGGCUUUCUGAACUGCUCCUCCUCGUUUCUCCGCUCACCAGCAGAAGAAGCCUCCUCUACAGUCACACCGCCUGCAGUCACACCAGCUAAAGUCACACCAGCCGAUGCCACACCGCAUACAGUCACACCUCCUCCAAGCGACUCCUCUGACUUCAGCCUGUCUAGAAUAUUUCGCUCGCUGCCCAACCGGUUCGACGCCCCGACAAUCUACCCAGACCCCCCUCCAGCACCCCCUUCCUCCUCCGCCCCUCCCUCCCCCCUCCUCUCUCUCCCCCCCGACCUCCUCCUCCUCUCCCUCUCCCGCCUCUCCCCCACCGACCUCCGCUCUGCUGCUGCCACGUGUACACGCCUGCGCCAGCUUGCACUGCCAGCUGUACCCAGCCUGCCGCACCUCUCCCUCUUUCCACAUCAGCGGUCGGCUCUACAGUGGAUGAUGGGGAGAGAGAGGGGGGUCGUGGGGAGGGAAAGGGGGAGAGAGAGGAGGGGAGGGGUCCCGCAGGGUUUUGUUCGGAGCCCGUUAGUGAGUGUGUUGAGGAUGAGCGAGGAGGGGAGUGAGUGUGGUGGUAGUGGAGUGAGGAGUGUGAAGGGGAAUGGGCAGAGGAAUGGAGGGAGUGAGGGGAGGGUGAUGCUGUGUGAUGUGAUUACAGGGGGGGUGAGGUUCCUAUGGAGCAACGAGAGGAGAAGUGGAAGGGGGAAGAGAAAAAGCAGAGAGUGGGAAGCAGAGGAAAGCAAAGGUGAGCAGCACGAAAGCAUAAGUCUGCAAGAGGGCGAGAAGAAAGAAAAGGAGGCUCCGGGAUGUUCAGGCUCGGCAAACUUAGAGCCCAGCAGAUUAAGCAUGGUGCCAGACCUAAGGGACAGGUUCGGCAUGGUGCCGGACGUGCGGGGAGGUCUGUUUUGUGACGAGCCUGGGCUGGGUAAGACUGUGACUGCCUUGGCGCUGAUUCUUAAGACUAAGGGGUUGCUGCCUGCUGUGCCUAGGGGUUGCCGCCUGGUGGUUUGUGGGAGGAUGGGAGAGAAUGGGGUGGACGGGUGGAGAGGAGGAAGAGGAGGAGGAGGGGUGUGGAAAGGAGGGUUGCUGGGGUAUUACGAGAAGCUUCUACCUGGAGAGGCAAGGAAAGGGAAGGAGUGGGAGGGUGGGGGGGCGCGGGUGAAACAGGCGUGGCAUGGCAAUGCGAUUGGGGGAGGGCAGGAUGGCGUGGAUGAGAUUAGGGGGGAGAAGGGGAUGAUAGAGUGCGGUUUAGAGGAGAAGGAGGCUCAUAGGAAUGUGUUAAGUGUGGUGCAAGGGAGUGGCAACAGGUGUGAUGCGGUGCAGGGAGGUGGGAGUGGGAUGACAGAGGAGCUGUUAACUGGGGGCAGUGUGGUGAAAGGGGGGGGUGGCGGGGCAGAGUUGAAAGAUGGGACAGAUUUGAGAGGUGGGGCAGAGGGAGGGGAGGAGACUGCUGGGAGUAGGGCGAAGGGCGGGCGACGUGAGACGGGUGAGGGAAGGGAGAGGAGUGAGGGAGGAGAGAAGCACGAGGGAGAGAAAAAGGGCCAGGGAGGGAUGAAGCUUAGGGCAGAGGGAAAGAGCGAGGGAGAGCUAGAGACCAAGGGAGAGGAGAAGAGUGAGGGAGAGUUCAAGAGUGAGGGAGAGGAGAAGAGCAGGGGAGUGAAGUGCGGAGGGAAGGGGUCGAGGAGACCCAGAUGGAGUGCUGGCAGGAGGGGCAGUGCAGCAAAGGAGGUAUCUGAGGGGGCGGCACGGGAGACAGCAGUGGAGGCAUCAAAGAGUGCAAUGAGCCGAUGGGGAAAGGAUCCAAUUGCAAUGGUGCUUGCCUUGCAAGCGCCGAAUUUCAAGAGUCAGAUGGACGUGGGAGCUGUGCUGGGAUGGAGAGUGGUCCAGAGUGGUGUGCAGGGGAAUCGGAGAUCAGGGAUUUGUGCUGCUGACACCCCUGGGGUUGCUGAUGAUGGGACUCUUGUGACAGGCACUCAGGCUAGGAAGAACAGCAUCGAGGCAGGCAAAGAGGAUGGGAGGCAGGCAGUAGAUGUUUCUUGGAGUGAUGAUGCAGGCAAGGGUGGUGGCGAUGGAGAGGAGGAGGAGGCUGGGAGGAGAAGGAAAAGAAGGCACCAUGUUGGAGGUGGCAGAAGGAAUGGUGAGUGUGCUGCUGGUGAUGAUUUUUUUGGGUGGGGGAACGGUCACUCAGAGGGUAAAGAGGAGGGUAAGGAGGAAGGUAAAGAAAAGGGUAAGGAAGACGGUGAAAAUGAAGAUGGGGUGAGGUUCCAGGACAGCAGGAGGCGCUGGGAAGAAGAGGAGGAAGAGUCAGAGGAGGAGGAGGAGGAGGAGGAGGAGAGAGGGAGUGGUGAGAGGGAGGAUGAUGAUUGGGUGCCUUCUAGUGCGGGCAGUGACAGGCGAGUUGGCUCUUCUGCUCGUGCCAAGGACUCAACACCGGCCUCUCGUCUCUCCACAAGGGCCUCUCGUUCCUCUGCACGGAUCACUCCCUCGUCUGCUCAUUCCCGUUCUUCCCAAGGGAUCAGGGCGAGGGGGGCAGCUGCAGGGAAGGUAAAGGAAGCUGUGAUUGAUGAUCGCAGAAGGAGCAGCAGAAGAAUAGAUGUGAAGGGCAGGGGUUCGGAAUGCGGUGAAGGGUUGAAGAGUGCAGCAGUGGGUGCAGCAGGAAUGGUGCAUGCAGGGAGUUUGGGCCAUGUUUCAAGCGAUGCAGAUAGAGUGGCUGAAACGGUUCUUGGGGGCGGGACACCCAAACGCAGGCGCACAGCAGUGCGUGCUCGUGGAGAGAAGAUUGUUGAGGCUUCUCAAUCAAGCAAGGUGCUAGAAGCGGUGCUAGAGGGUGGGAUGCCCAAGCGCGGGGCGGCAGCGGUGCGUGUGUGUGGACUAGAGGUUCGGGUGGAGGACGCAGAAAUGGUGAAGGAAGGGGAUAAGGGGGAUUGUAAGGUUGUGGUUGAUGGGGAGAAAGGGCAAGAGAAUAAGGGGGAUUGUAGGGAAGUGGACAAGGGGGAGAAGGUGGAGAAGGAGAUUGGGGGCAUGGACCAAGGGGAAAACGGGCGGAAAGAAUCAGAAAAGGGAAUGAGGGUCAACGAGAAGAAUGUGGGAGUGGUAACACGGAGCUGCGGGUUAGGGGUACGGGGCAAGAGGGGGAAGGAGGAGGGCAGGGGGAUGAUGGUGGAGGAGGAGGGAGGACAAAGGGCAGAGGCGGAUGGGCAAGACACAGGCUGGCAGCAUGUGACUGUAAAGGAUGAACAAGAAGCAGACUGGCAGGGCGUGACUGUAAAGGGCGAUCAAGAAGCAGGGAGGCAGCAUGUGACUGGAAAGGUGGCUGAGAUGAGCAGCGAGGGGCAGUGUGAGUCAGACGGCGAGGGUGUGAAGAAGGCUAUUGAGCCAACUCAAAAGGCAGUCUGCGAGCGGCAGUGUGAGACAGACGGCGAGACUGUGGAGAAAUGGCUCUCCUGCGACGAGUGUGGCAAGUGGAGGAAGGUUCCCGGGAGCUACACCUAUCCGGACGACCAGUUGUGGUUCUGUGGGUUAAACCCUGACCCUGCCCGGCGGGUUUGCGCCAACCCAGAGGAAUCUGCUAGUGCUGACUCAGACAUUUCCUCGUUGCCUGGAUUCUGCCCGGUUGAGGAAGCUUUUGACGGCGGGCUGCCCACAAAUGUUUCACUAUUCGUGGAGAGGAUCAAGGGCGGGUUUCGGCGGGCUGAGUCGGAGUUGGAGUGGAGUGACGUGGAGCAAGGGGUGAGGUGGCUUGCUCGGAUUGGUCCUGGAGAAGCAGCGAGGCUGGUUGCUGAUACUGGUGGGGCUGGGGAGGAGGAUAUUGGAGGAGCAGACAAAGGACGAGGGAGAGGAGUGGCGGGAGGAAGAGGGAGAAAAGUCGAGAGGGGAGGAGGGAGACGAGCAGAAAAGGUCAACAGGGGUGGUGGCAGCAGCCGCAAGGGCAGUGAAGCAGAGGAAGGGAGGGAUGUGAGAAGAAAAGGGCUGGUUCCCCCGGGGUGUGUGGGGCGUAGUGAGUGCUGCUCGCACCUGCUCGCCUCCCUCGGGCUUGUGUGGCUGCCUGCCUCGGCCCACACACCUGGACACACAGCAAGGGGAGGACGAGUGCGAGGGGGUGGAAAUGGAGGAGGAGGGAGGAGAGUCAGUGGCGGCAGCAGAGGAGCAGGAGGAGGAGGAAAUGGGCCACGAGUAAGGGGGGGAGGUGGAGGAGGAAGAGGAGGUGGAGGAGGACGAGGAGGAGGUAGUGGUGCAGCAGCAGUGACAGCAGAGGCAGGAGUGACAGCAGAGACAGGCUCUGGGCUGACAGGGCUGGAUGUGCUCUCGGGCUUUAAUGCACUGUCUGGCCUGCAGAUGUUGACUGGUAGUCUUGGCGGUGUGAGUGACAGCACUGGUGGGAACUCGUCUCAUGUCUCUGGUGCUGUAAUGCCAACGACAAGGGCAAGCGCUGCUGCUGCUGGUGGCUGUCUUGGCGGUGUGGGUGUGGGCGGUGUGCGAGACAACACCCGGGGAAACUCGUGUCAUGUCUCUGAUGCUGUACCAAUUGAGGCGCCUCAAAAGUCUCAUGUCUCUGAUGCUGUACCAAUUGAGGCGCCUCAAAAGUCUCAUGUCUCUGAUGCUGUACCAAUUGAGGCGCCUCAAAAGUCUCAUGUCUCUGAUGCUGUGCCAAUUGAGGCGCCUCAAAAGUCUCAUGUCUCUGAUGCUGUACCAAUUGAGGCGCCUCAAAAGUCUCAUGUCUCUGAUGCUGUACCAAUUGAGGCGCCUCAAAAGUCUCAUGUCUCUGAUGCUGUACCAAUUGAGGCGCCUCAAAAGUCUCAUGUCUCUGAUGCUGUACCAAUUGCAAGCGCUGCUGCUGGGGAUCCGAUUCUUGAUGUCGAUGGCGCUGUUGCUGCUGAUGAUGUUGAGGGAGGAGGAGGAGAAGGAGGAGGAAGAGCAGGCGGAGCAGGAGGAGCGGUGGGAGCGGCAGGAGCAGGAGGCACAGGAGGGAGAGGCAGGCGAGGCAGGCAAAGGGCCAGCCCCUACCAGAGUGCGCGUGGUGCGUCUGGAGGGUCGUGGGUGCUGCCUCCCUCCCUCUCGCCCCACCUCACCUUUGACUUUUCUUCCUUCCGCCACGCUCUCGCGAUUUUUGAGGGGCAGGGAGGGCCGGGAGGGCAGAGAGGGCAGGUAGGGAAGGAGGUGCAGGGGGGAGAGAAACGGCAGAGAAAGCAGAAAGAGCAGGGAGGUGGGGUAAGGCGAAAGGGGGAUAUGUUUACAGUUAGCACUGUUACCUGUGGUAGCAGCGAUAGUGCUGCUGCUGCUGCUGCUGCUGCUGCUAGUAGUGCUGACGUGGCACCAAGGGAUUACCAUUUCGUCUCGUCUGCUACUCUGAUUGUGGUCCCCACCACGCUCGUCAGCCAUUGGCUGACGCAGAUCUCCCGCCACGCGGCACCGGGGGCUCUGCGCGUGUUUGUGUAUGACGGGGCCAAUCAGAAGGCGCCAGCUGUCCACAGCUUGGCGUGGGAUUAUGAUGUGGUGGUAACCACGUUUAGCAGGCUGAGUGUGGAGUGGGGGGGAGGGGAGGAUGGAGAGAUGGGAUGGAGGGGGGAGGAGGGGGAUUGGGCGAGUGAGAGUGAGGGGUUUGGGAGUGAGGGUAUGUGGUGUAAUACAGAGGACGAGGAGGAGGAGGGAGAGGAGGAAGAGGGUGAGGAGGACCAAGGGAAGGAAGAGGAAGGAGAGGAGGGUGCAGGGACAAGGGAACGUGCGGAACAAGAUAAGAAAGCAACGGAGGGAGAUCGGAGUAGAUUGGAGGAGCAAAUGAUGCAGAGAGCUGGAGGAGCUAGAUUGGGAGAUCGGAGUAGGAGGGGGGUCAAAAGAAGGUGGGAGGGACAAGCAGAUCAGACAAACAUCACCCACCAGUUGGGUUCUCUAAGGGGACGCACUCCCAGAUGCAGACAAGCAGAGCCACCCGGAUGGUCGUCUCAUGGAUGGCAGGACGGCGGUCGGCGGCUUCAGCGGGAGGCGAGGAAGCGGGUCCGGCUGGGAGUGAAGGAGAGCCGUCGGAUCACGUCCCCGCUGCUGCGCAUCCAUUGGCUGAGAGUGAUUCUGGACGAGGGGCACACGCUGGGUGCCAGCCUGGCAGCCACCAAUAAGCUGCGCAUGGCCGUGGCGCUCAGGGCAGCACGGAGGUGGAUUCUCACAGGCACGCCCACCCCCAGCACCCCCACCAGCCAGGUAGCACAUCUCUUCCCGCUGCUCUCCUUCCUGCACGAGCCCAUCUACGGCUGGCAGCAGGGCGUGUGGGAGGCGGUACCCCUACACUCACAUCACCCAUUUUCUCCCUAUUUUCUCCCCUCUGUGCAGGUGGCCCAUCUCUUCCCGCUGCUCUCCUUCCUGCACGAGCCCAUCUACGGCCGGCAGCAGGGCGUGUGGGAGCGGGCGGUUCAGAAGCCAUUCGAAGCAGGCAGGCCUGAGGGGAGGCAGCGACUGGUGCAGGUGUUGACUCGGUGCAUGUUCCUGGGGCAGAAGAAGGACGUUCAUUCCAUUCCACGCUGUGACAGGAAGGUGUUAACUCGGUGCAUGUUCCUGGGGCAGAAGAAGGACGUGCUUUCCAUCCCGCGCUGUUCGAGGAAGGGGGGUGACCAUCUGUGCGUGCGGAGGGAAGGUGGUUCAGAUCAGAGGGCGCACGCUGCGUCCUACAACGUGUUUGUCGAAACCGUUCAGCGCAACGUGUCUCUCCAUUCACACACAGCUUCUCCCACUCUCUCCUCUGUCCUCUACCUCUUUCCCCCCCUCUUUAUUCCACAGGUGAAGCUUCUCUCCUUCUCCCCCCAGCACGCUGCGUCCUACAACGAGUUUGUCGAAACCGUUCAGCGCAACGUGUCUCUCCAUUCACACACAGCUUCUCCCACUCUCUCCUCUGUCCUCUACCUCUUUCCCUCCCUCUUUAUUCCACAGGUGAAGCUUCUCUCCUUCUCCCCCCAGCACGCUGCAUCCUACAAUGAGUUUGUCGAGACAGUUCAGCGAAACCUGCUGCUCGCUGAUUGGAUGGAUCCAUCCCACGAGGAGUCGCUCUUAAACCCCCGGAACUUGAAGCAGGCCAAGCAGACGCUCAAUAACGUGCGCCUCUCGUGCUGCGUCGCUGGGCACAUGGAAAGUUACGACCUGCCCGGGGAUAUUGACGAGACCAUGCAGCAGCUGGUGCAGGGUGGGCUGGAGCCCGGCUCGGGCAGGUUUGAGGAGAUUCGGGCAGCUUUGAAAGGAGGAUGCUGCUGUGAAAGGUGUGGGGAGUGGGUGCGUCUUCCCAUAGUCACCCCCUGCCCGCACCUCCUGUGCAUCACGUGUGUGGCAACAGACAAGCACGCAUGUGCCAUGCCGGGCUGUGCACGGCCGUACCGCAUGCAGGAGCCCAAGGACAUGAAACGCCCAGAGAAUGCCAACCCUAAGUGGAGCGUACCUCAGGACCUGAUCGAGCUGCAACCAUCGUAUGAGCAGAGGGAGUGGCAUCUGGAGUGGCAGGCCACAGCCAGCACCAAGGUGGACUACCUCCUCUCCCAACUGCGCCUGCUCGCUCCCCUACCACCAUUGCGGGAUUCGGACGAGCAGCUGCUGUCACAUUCAGCACAGUCACCAUCGGCAGCACAGCCAUGCAUAGUACCGCAAGCGUCAGACGAGCCACUGGCUGGUUGCACAAAAUCACUCUCAAGAAGCCCAGAAAGGGGGUCUGAUACGGCAGAGCAUGGGGACGGGGUGGCGGAUGGCUGUGCAGCCCAGGCCAUGGAAGCACAUGGUCCUGUGGCUGCUGCUGGGGGCUAUGGCGGGGAGACGGGGAGAUACGGCGGGGAGAAAGGGGCAUAUGGUGGAGGAAAGGGGGGGUACGGAGGGGAGAAGGCGAUAGUGUUCACGCAGUUUCUGGAGCACAUAGCGCUGCUGGAGGCGCAGCUCACACUCGCCGGUGUCAACUUCGCUGGGCUCUACAGCCCACGGCCUCAAUCCGUCAAGAUGCAGGAACUGAUGCGCUUUCAGCACGACCCCGCGUGCCGCGUGCUUCUAAUGGAUGGCACGGGCUCGCUCGGUCUGGACCUUUCCUUUGUGUCACGCGUCUUCCUCAUGGAGCCCGUGUGGGACCCCAGUGUGGAGGAGCAGAUGGUGUCUCGGGCGCAUCGCAUGGGCGCCUCUCGGCCAAUCACGGUGGAGACACUGGCCAUGGCAGGCACGCUGGAAGAGCACAUGCUACACAUUCUGCAGCACCUGCCUGACAGUGGAGCGCAGGCGAAGCAGAGGCAGGCAAGGGAGGCAGUGGCGCGCAACGCCAUUCUGCUCGCACUGAAGCUCGUCCGCACCGCCGACUCCUCCCUGCCGCUCUCGCCCUCCACAUCCACCUCCCCCGCAAAACCCCUCUCCUCCCAUCCCCUUUCCCGUGCCCAACCCCACACCUCCUUCUCCCAAGCCUUCUCCCCCACCAACCCCUUCUCCUCCGCCCACCCCCUCGGUUCCCCUACCCUCCUGUCGUCCCGCCAGUCCUUCCUUUCCUCCAACCUCUCACUCUCCCCUUCCCUCUCCCAGCCAGCAACUCCCCUGCAGCCUCCGGUCCCUGCUAGCCCUCUCAAUACACCCCUCCCCCCUGCUGCCGGGUCAGCAGUCAAUAAGUGCAGCCUGCUUCUCGCCCAAGGCCCAUCAGGGGAUGGCCAACAUGGGUCAACCUUUGUGGCAGGCGCAUGGGAGGGAGGUACAUAUGUUGCCAGAGAGGGCGUAUGUGAGGAAGGUAGACCUAGUGCAAGCAGUGAGGCUGCAGGGAACAGCAUGGUUCCCCUGCUUGGUGGGGAUGCCACAGCAGGCAGUGCAGCAAGGGCAGCGGAGGCAGGGGCAGGGGGUGUGGCAGGGACAGUUGCUGCUCACACUUUGGAUUCUUCUGUUGUUUGCGACAGAGGGGAAGGGGAGAAUGGUGCAUUUGCAGGGCAGGCAGGGGAGGGCUCUUUUGCAAUGGAGAAUGGAGGCGCAAGGGAGGAAGGGCGUGCAGAGAAAGAGGGGCAUUCAGAGGAGCAUUCAGAGAAAGAGGGGCAUUCAGAGAAGGAGGGGCAUUCAGAGAAAGAGGGGCAUUCAGAGAAAGAGGGGCAUUCAGAGAAGGAGGGGCAUUCAGGAAAUGGAACGGAAAGGGAUGGUUGUGAAACAGAAGAAAUGAGAUGCAGUGCUGUCACACAGCUCAGCAGGUCCACCAUUGAGGCACGUGCAGUGGGAGGAGCAGAAAGCAAGGUGAAUCGGAGAAGGCGAGUUGUUCGGUUUGCAGAUGAAGGUGUGCAACCGGCGCUGCUGGCUAGGGUGCUCAGACCAGCAGCUCAAUGA